This is a messenger RNA of Gastrolobium bilobum, 1452 nucleotides long. Its product is annotated as OVARIAN TUMOR DOMAIN-containing deubiquitinating enzyme 7. The transcript has 13 exons. Gene Ontology annotation, biological process: protein deubiquitination. Lineage: Eukaryota; Viridiplantae; Streptophyta; Magnoliopsida; Fabales; Fabaceae. Bases 77 to 1234 code for a protein of 385 amino acids. The record is from RefSeq and is a predicted model, not a curated record. Gene Ontology annotation, molecular function: cysteine-type deubiquitinase activity.
AGUUCUCGGUCUGAUUUUUAGUUCUCGCCCUCGGACCGACAUUUGGAGACAUCGUUUUUCGAUUAAGGACGAGGAUAUGGCUAAGCCGAAGCAACAGAAGAAGCUAUCUCAGAAGAAGCAACAACACCCGCAAAUUAAGAAGCUGGGAAAACAGGCUGAUACUUCUCAAUUUCGCACUCAGUUGGAUGCUCUGGGCCUACGCAUUGUUGAAGUGACAGCAGAUGGUAAUUGUUUCUUCAGAGCCCUUGCUGAUCAGUUGGAAGGCAAUGAGGAGGAACAUCAAAAGUACCGCAGCAUGGUGGUGAAACACAUAUUGGACAACCGGGAAACGUUUGAGCCCUUUAUUGAAGAUGAAGUCCCAUUUGAUGAAUAUUGCCAGUCCAUGGAAAAUGAUGGUACAUGGGCUGGACAUAUGGAAUUGCAGGCAGCUUCUCUUGUAACGCAUAGUAAUAUAUGCAUUCACCGAAACAUGUCUCCUCGGUGGUACAUAAGAAACUAUGAUGAUAGUGGAGUCCGUAUGAUUCAUUUAUCUUAUCAUGAUGGGGAGCAUUAUAAUAGUGUGCGGUUAAAGGAUGAUCCUCGUGAUGGACCUGCAAGGUCAAUUGUAAUUAAGGCUGAUGGUGAUCUUUCAGCGCCAUCUCAUCAAACGAAAGUUGUGGCUAACAAAAACCGUUGGCAAGCUGGUAGGGAAACUUUUCAGCCAGGGUCUAUGAAGUUGGUUAUGGCCGGAAGUGGAUGUGAAAGCACUGAAAAAGUGGAACAGGUUCUAGAACAGGUAAAUGGAGAUGUUGGUGCUGCAAUAGAGUUUCUAAUAGCAGAACAAGGAACAGAAGAUUGCCCUGCAAAGUCUGAUUCCUUUCCUAGUGAGGCUAAUACUUAUGGUUGUGAUAAAAAUGAGAAUCAUGAACAACACAAAGAAGACAUGGUAGAGGACAGUACUAAUGAUGAAUCCAAUAAUAGCUCCAGGAAGACCGAUGAUAAUAUUACAUUGCAACCAAAUGACAAGAAGAUUCCUAGAAACAAGGUCUGCCCAUGUGGUUCAAAAAAGAAAUACAAAGCUUGUUGUGGAUCAUCCUUGGGGAAACAAUCUGCUAAGUUUGUAGUUAACCAAGCAGCUGACUACAGAAGGGGCAAAACAGAAAAGAAGCUAGGAAAGAAAAGGAUAUCUGCAAAAACUGAAGUACCUUGUGAAUAUGACUCGGUGACACCUGACAUGGGUGCACUUUGUAUUUGAAUUGAUAAUAAUAAGUUAGUUUUAUGCUCCCCCAGAGAGAAACUACCGACAGGUUUCCAUUUGGCGGAAGCAAUUUAUUUUUAUUUUUUUUGAAAAAAAGCAGAAGCAAAAUUUUGAACAGGAAAAGGGUGUACAAAAGGGUAAAUAAUGCAAAAUCAUGUAUAAUUUUUGUUCAAGCAAGAUGCUUUUGGGAAGAACGUGGAAGCCUUGAUCAUUUU